This is a messenger RNA of Aspergillus saccharolyticus JOP 1030-1, 1374 nucleotides long. RefSeq lists its product as uncharacterized. NCBI's taxonomy places the organism in Eukaryota, Fungi, Ascomycota, Eurotiomycetes, Eurotiales, Aspergillaceae. The record is from RefSeq and is a predicted model, not a curated record. The coding region runs from base 148 to 1374 and encodes 408 amino acids. The transcript is spliced from 2 exons.
CAACGUUUAGUUGUUUUUGGAGGCCUGGAAUACGUUCCUGCGAAUUAGCGGAUAGCAUCAUUGAAAGAAGCUGCCAUCUGCUGCGAACAGGCGAUUCGAACGAACGCGCUAUGCUGACGCGUCGUCUCUCCCGCCGCUUGACGCGACAUGUCAAUCUCUCAAGAUCUCUACUAUCUCGAAGCCCGGCUGCUACAUUACAGCACAACGAGCGUUCAACUACCAGGAAGCAUCGCUCAUCAUGCACGAACUUUGCACACGCCAGCACCUGCCGACAAGAGCCCAGACACAACCCCCCUCCGCCCAAUCACGCACGCUUUCGACCCUGCCGAAAACACACCACUCCCUCAUGCCUCGCCUUUCUCUACCAUCCGACCAAUAUCCCUCGCCCAAGACCAAAGGUUUGAGCGUGCCAACACCAUUUACCCACCCUCGCACUGCAUCCCAUGGCCAAGCCUGCUGCCCGCCGCCUUUCAAUCCAAAUACUGGCGCCAAGCCGAAGCAGCAGCAACAGGCUACCUACAAGCCAUCAACGCCCACCAUCCCACCCUCUUGACGCACCACACCGCCCGCACAAAAAAGCUGGUCGAUACAGCGGUAUCCUACGCUACCAACCUGGUUCCCUUAAGCAGUAUCACCAGAAUGCAACUCCUGGCCAAGACAUAUAUUCUCCUCUUCCUCCAUGACGACGCGGUCGACACGCGAGACUCCACGCUGACAAUACCUCCUCGCAGCGCAGCAUCUCAGCGUCGGAACUCGAAGGCGAAGUACCUUGCAUACGACAUCCUCGCGCAAGAAAUCCUUGCGGAGGAUCCGCACGAGGGGAAGCGCUUGCUCGAAGAGUGUAUAGCGUGGGGGUCAGCUACCGGGGCUGAUCGGCCGGGGACAUUUGCUUCCCUGGACGAGUAUAUUGAGCAUGGGUUGAAGGAUUUUGGGGCUGAACUGAUUCUUCAGACUGUACGGUUCUCCUGUGGAGAUGGGGUUGGAAAGUCAGGAGAGGAGAGUCAGGAGUUAGAGCCGCUGAAGGCGCUGUGCGCGAAGCAUCUCUUGCUGACGAAUGAUCUGUAUUCGUAUGCGAAGGAGGUGAGGGCGGAGGCGGAAGGUGGAGAGGUGGUGCUUAAUGCUGUGAGGGUAUUGCGUGGGCUCAUAGGUGGUGGUUGUGAUGAUGCUCUGGCCAGAAGGCUGCUUAGAUUAGUAAUCCGGGACUUAGAGGAGAGGAUGAGCGCAGAGUGUCUGCGCGUCGAGCAAUUGGGGCAUCUGUCGGAGAUGCAGAUGGUGUAUGCGCGCGCGGUGAUCGUAGCCGUCGCAGGGAAUAUGUUCUUCUCCGCGACGAGUCCGAGGUACGCGGGGGCUGUUGAGGGGACGAAACUGGCUUAG